AAUCUGCCGGGCUAAACAUGGCUGCUCAAAAACUCACUGAAGACAGUUAGAGCACGAAAACUUUAAAAAAAAAUUGUUUUUACAUUACUUGUAAUCAUUUAAAGACAUUGAAAGUGCUUCUACUCAUAUAACAAUAUUUUCCGCUUGUAAUUUAUUUGGUUUUUAUCAAUCUUUGUGCGAAUCUGUUGACGUUGAAGCUUGCUAGCUGGCUAUCUUCCCAAUAGAGAAGGAUGAGUUCUGCAGGUAGCAUUAGCUGCCUUAUUGCUAAAGGACUGGACAUAAGUCUGUCUGCCCUGCAGAAACAAGACCCUUACAUAAACAACAUUGUGGACGUGGCCAGCCAAGUCGCCCUAUAUACUUAUAAUAACCGGGCGAAUGAGUGGGAGAAGACAGAAGUAGAGGGCACUUUGUUUAUUUACACAAGAUUGGCAUCUCCCAGGCAUGGCUUCACAAUAAUGAACCGCCUUAGAAUGGAGAAUCUGACAGAGCCCAUUACAAAAGACUUGGACUUCCAGCUGCAGGACCCUUUCCUUCUUUACCGUAAUGCACGAUUGGUUAUUCACGGGAUCUGGUUCUAUGAUAAGCAGGACUGUCAGCGUAUUGCAGAAAGGAUGAGUUGUUUGACACAGCAGGAGCAGAUCCUCGCUCAGUCUCAGGGUGGCUCCUUAUCCCCAGCAGCAAGAGCAAGAGGAAGAGGAAGUGGAGGUGGAGGAGCUGCUGCUGGCUUAGUAGGAGGAAAUAACGAGGCCAAAGGGGUUGACAUCAUUCAGAUGUUGACCAAGGCACAAUCAGAGUACCACAAGUCUACCUCAGAGCCAAAGGAGAUUGGAGGCAGCAGUGUUCUGUGUGGAAAUCCAAACCUGAUCAAACCAAUACCAGUUAAACCAAGCACUCAGGUCAGUUCAGGUACAGAUACCACGGUUCUGACCUUAGCCCCUCUGUUAAACUCUCAACAUCAGCACCACCGCUCUCUUAAAUCUGACCCAGUUCCUCCCGUAGCUGCUCCCACAUCAGCCGGAAAAGUUGCCCGCCCACCUGUCGCCCGCACACUGACUUACGAGGAUUCAUUAAACUCUGGCAGAAAUGUUGCCCCGACUGGAGGUCUAGACACAGGUGUCCGGCCGAUAGAUGGGGAAGAGGGUAAGAACGCUCUCCAUCAGCUGCCGAACCAACUUCAACACUGUCCGGCCAUUGCCAAACUAAUGCAGGGACAGAGGGGAGCCACAGGAGCCGGGGGCAUGCUUCAAACACUGUCUGAGUCCCCCGAGAACCGGCUGUGUGAUAACGGGCUUCCGUUCGAACACCACCACCACCAUCAUCAGCAGCUCCACUCCCAUCACCACCACCAGGAGCAGCAGCAGCAGCAGCACGACCCAAUAAAGAAACUCCUGCAAAGCCAUCCACCUCUUCCACUUGCCACUUCUUUCACCUCCGCUUCUACUCCGGCUCUGCAACAGAACCCUCAUCCCACCUCCCAGCCUGCUCACGUGGAUUCUGUGGCACGUUCCCACCUCGAAGUACAACAAGGUCAGCAGCUGUUGCUCAGCCUGGCGAAGUUACAGGAACAGAUACAGCAGAGGGGGCAGAUGGACUCUACUGCUAUGGGAACAGGUCUGUCACUCCAGAGGCAAGGUGUGCUUUCUCAUCACGAGCUUCUCCAGAAGCUCCAGUUGGUCCAGCAGGAACAGAGCCUGACUUCUCAUGAGCAUCCUCGACCCCAUCCACAUCCAGGACUGGCACCUCGAUUUCUGGGGCCCAGUCAGAAUGAAAGCCCAGCCUCAUCUUUAGGCACAGUCCCAACCCAGACUGCAGUCACCUCAGAUAAAAAAGAUGACCUGCAAUUUCCGAUCAUCUCCCCCCAGCGGAUACCUGCCACAGUGGCCCCCACUCUACUCCUCUCUCCCAGUGUGUUCUGUCAGACAAAGCCCAGCAGUGGGCUGCUAGCAGCUGCUCCAGACAGCAGCUCUGCACCCUCAACCUUAUGCAAACCCCCACUGCAGGGGGAGGUCAGAGCUCUUUCUAGAAGCCAGCUUCAAGCAACACUGCUGCAUCUGAUCCAGACUGACUGCUCAUUCCUGGACUCCAUCUAUGAAGCAUACGUCAGCCGCUUUGCUAAUGGCACCAGCAGCAAGUACUGAUGACUCUACACAUCUCUCCCUGUCUAAAAGCAGAAUCUGAUGUUUAGUGAGCCACUUCAUCCAAAUCACACUUACUGUAUUUAAUCUCGACAGUACAACUCUGUUCACUUAGACAUAUCUUAAAAAAAUACAUACGGGUACAGAAAUGCAAAAUAUUUUACCAUCAGCAGUAAAAUGCAACUUUUCAGUAAUUUGACUGUUUAGAAAAAAUAGAUAAAUGUUUGGUGCAAAUCAAAAGUGGCAUCACCACAAAGGAUAAACUUGAACUAUAUGUUGAUAUAGAUAUGUUAAUAAAAAUAUUUUAUUCCUUUUAGCACCAGACAGCCUACUAAGCUGUAAAAAACCUAUUCCUGUAAUAUCUUUUUAUUACAUUGCUUGUUCAAGGAAUUAUUAGAUGGCAAAUGUGUUUAUCAACCUGCAGGGUUUAAAGUUGGACUUUUAUUGCAUUCUACUAAGAAAAAAAACGAUGAUAAAUAUGUCAAUUGACAUUAUAAAAAAAUAAAUUGAAUAAUUUUAUCAGUCAUGUGACAUUUGAAAGGCAUGAAUCAUAAUUUCUUCUUUUCAGUUGUGUUCCGGCUUGUAGUUCACUUUUCAAGAGCUUGAAAUUGAAAAAUUAUUUUAAAAAUAUGAAGGAACAAAGUCCAGCACAACACAGCCCAGAAUGCAGCAAAAUAUUGCCAAAAAACAAUUACAUGACCUUCGGAUUGCUGAACUUGUGCAUGAAUGCAUAAUACAAUGUCUGCCCAAAAAAAAAUAGUGGUAUCAAAGUCUCCAGCUUGAAUUUAAGUUCAUAAAUUUAAGAUUUAUCUGAUGAGGAUGACAAAGUGAGGUGAGAAGUUUUCUGUAAAGCAGUAGUGACUGAAGAGACCAGCAGCCGCUGGAAAGAUCAAAGGGAACUCUGGUUAGUAUAGAUUGCCUUUGAGUCCACACACUGGGAAAGGAUCACUGGUCACAUAACUAACAUUCUGGCGGCAUUCAGACAUUGUAAUUUCUUCCCCAGUUCUGGCCAACAUUGUCACUCUGAUAUGUCAGCACAUUCCUCCAAGCAAAAUGUGUCACUAGAAUCACCUACUUUGUAUUAGCGAGCCAUGCAAUGGUUGUGAAAGUCAAACUUAUUAUUCUGAGAACACGGCAUAUCACUCUGCUCAAGCUCUAUAAGUAUGUCUGCAUUUAGUUUCCCUAUAACAACGUGGUUUAUGGCCUUAAGAAGUCACUUAAAGCAAGUGUUAUUCAUGUGGAAAUAAAACGGAAGGUAAACACUGAGACAGUAGCUGCUAUCAGACAGUAAUUUGGCUCAGGCACAGAGAAAAGAAAAAUGUUGCAGCUAAAGCCAAUUAUCCUGGCAAAACAUGCAGGACAAUUGUUUAAAAAUUGGCAAUUCAAUUCAAUUCAAAAAUACUUUAUUAAGUAUUUUAAAAUGAUAUGUGGACAUCUGUUUUUUACUGACAGAACGUUUGGGCCUGUGGCUCAGAUGGUAGGUAACCGGUGGGUUGCUGGUUCGAACCCCCGGCUUGUCUGUUUCAGUCGUUGUGUCCUUGGGCAAGACACUUCACCCUCCUUGCCUAGUGAUGCUGGUCAGAGGGCCCGGUGGCGCCAAUUGCAUGGCAGCCUCGCUUCUGUCAGUCUGCCCCAGGGCAGCUGUGGCUACAAUGUAGCUUACCACUGUCAGUGUGUGAAUGGAUUGGUGGAUGACUGAUUGUAGUGUAAAGCGCUUUGGGAUCUCUGGGGACUUUAUAAAGCGCUAUACAAGUGCAGGCCAUUUACCAUUAACAUAAAAAGUUAAAACCGCUGUUAAAAGUAUUUUCUUAGCUGAUAACUUUAUGCUCACAAACAACAACAGCGGUCCCCUUUGUGGCCUGGUUGUUUACUCCCUGCUUGAGCUGUCUGUCCUAGCCCCUUCCUUCAGUUGUUCUUUUCUGCUUUUCUGCUUUGAAAAACAAUGGAAAGGACAAUUACAUUUUAUUUUUACUGUUUUAUAUUUUCAGUAUUUAAAGGUUUUAGGUUCUAAAAUGUUAAUAUUUGCCCUUUAAAUGAAGAUGUUGCCAGUUAUGCAAGAGACUGAUCAAAGCUACAGCAAGAUAUUAUUUAAAAUGUGUUUUUGUCAGGAUGCUUGGGAUAACAUUUAGACAUUUAUGGCUCUUCAUGUAAUUAGUAGUGCUCUUUUUGUCCUUACCAUCCUAUUCCUGUGGGGGUUAAAAUUUACAAUCUUAGUCAAACUUCAAUAAACAAAAAACUUCAGAAAAGUGACAACUUGCACUACCACACAGACUGCUCAUUUGGACGUGGAGCUUUGCUCUCGUGACACAAGGUGAUACAGCAGUUUAUAAGGUUAGCAAUAAUUAACUUCAUUUAUAUUAAAACCUUUCAAGAUAAGAAUCACAAAGUGCUUCACAACAAAGAAACAAUAGAAAUAAAACACAACAUAUGAAACAAACACAAACAGAAAGAAUAAAUGCUUGGCUAGAAAUGUUUUAGCAUGCUGUGAUGCUGAGGUUGUUGCCACAUUGUAAGCUUCAAAAAAUGUGCAGCAAAAUAUCACUAUGUCAACCUACGAUUUGCACAGUUGUACGUUUUAUUCACUUCUUACGUUUUCAGUUUAAUUGAACUGAUCUGACGCUUCUAGUUGUUUUAGUAAAACCUUAUUUAAAUAAUUGAAAUAAUUUAAAACACAACUGCUACGAACAUUUUAAGCAUAUCCAGUCCAUCCACUUUCUGCUUGGUUGUAUUUGGUUAGAAGUAUCUUUCUUUGGCCGGGUCGAUGUGUAUUUAGCUUUUGCUGGAACUUUGUACAUAGCUGGUCUAUAUUGUAGCAGUCACACAAAAACAGCAGAGGAUGUUUAUAAAAACAUGAUUUUUCUAUUGGAGAAGAAUAACAUGUAGCUCAAACAAUGCCAGUAAACCGCAUGCUGCAUUUAAUUUCUAAGAUCUGUUUAUAUUUUUAAUUCAAAGUUUGUUGUCUGAUAAUUUUUUUUUUAUGUAAGAAAUUUAGUCCAAAAAAUAGAAAAUUGUAUUUUUUAAUUGGCUAAUAAAUGUUCCACCCCAUUA
Girardinichthys multiradiatus is the source of this 5183-nucleotide messenger RNA. It is a transcript of the gene dcp1b, whose product is annotated as decapping mRNA 1B. Gene Ontology annotation, cellular component: P-body. Gene Ontology annotation, molecular function: enzyme activator activity; mRNA binding. The coding region runs from base 231 to 2138 and encodes 635 amino acids. The record is from RefSeq and is a predicted model, not a curated record. Gene Ontology annotation, biological process: deadenylation-dependent decapping of nuclear-transcribed mRNA; deadenylation-independent decapping of nuclear-transcribed mRNA; positive regulation of catalytic activity. NCBI's taxonomy places the organism in Eukaryota, Metazoa, Chordata, Actinopteri, Cyprinodontiformes, Goodeidae. The transcript is spliced from 10 exons.